UUAGUUCUUAUUGUAAAGACAGUGACGUCUUUGCUGGAGACGUGUGUGUAAACAUGAUAAAAAGGCUGAACCAAAAGUCAACAACAUGUUUACCUCCACAACACGCGCAGCUUUUUUAAAACGCAUUUGAAUUUGACUGAACUUUGUCAAACAUUCGAUAAAAACUUAUCUGAACUAGGGUUCUUCGUGUUUCUUCGUGUUUCUUAUGGUCAAUAAAUCACGUAAUAGACGCCCAUAAUUUCCCUAUCUUACAAAACUGAUCCAACUGUGUACACAGUGGCGAGAGAAAGUACGUAGCUUCUCGGCGAUUGGUCCAAUUUCCACUAUAUUAUUACCUUGAUAAAUAAUUGAUAUUUGCACUGGUCUGUGUCAAUAAUAAACUCUGUCCGUUCGUGCAAACAAACGAAUUUGAAAAAAAGUUGGAAUAUAAAAGGGCUACCACACUGGGCAUCCGUUCAGAAGGUGUUUGGUUCUCGCUGCUCGUUUAUUCCAAGCGAAUUGCUAAAUCAACCGUCAUGCGUUCACUCGUAUUACUUGCGUGGUGCUUCUGCCUGUUUGCAGCCGUUUCUUCACAGGGCGUGGGCACUCAGGCAGCUGAAGAGCCACUCAACUUGCCCAUCUCGGUCUGCACAGCUCCUGGAAAUUGCCAGACGGAAGCCGAUGCUGUCGUCCUCGACUCCAACUGGCGCUGGGCCCAUACGGUCGGCGGCUACACCAACUGCUACACCGGCAAUCUCUGGGACACUUCUCUCUGCCCGACUCCGGAAACUUGCACCACCAACUGCGAAAUUGAUGGAGUCCCGACGGCCGACUGGUCUGGAACUUAUGGCGGUAGCGUCACUGGUAAUAAACUCAAUUUGAAAUUCGUCACCCAAGGACCCUAUAGCAAGAACAUUGGUUCCAGGACCUACUUGCUCGACUCUUCCAAAAAUCGGUACCGCAUGUUCCAGCUUUUGAACAGAGAAUUCACUUAUGACGUCGAUGUUUCCUCAUUGGAUUGCGGAUUGAACGGAGCUCUCUAUUUCGUAUCCAUGGAUGCUGAUGGAGGAGCGUCCAAAUACUCUACCAACAAGGGCGGAGCCAAGUAUGGUACCGGCUACUGUGACGCCCAGUGCCCGCACGACAUCAAAUGGAUCAACGGAUUGGCCAACUCCAAGGACUGGGUCCCCAGCCCCAAUGAUGCCAACUCCGGCAAGGGAUAUUACGGCAACUGCUGCGCCGAGCUGGACAUUUGGGAGGCUAAUAAACAGAGCCAGGCUUUCACCACCCAUCCGUGCAUCCCCAACGACCAGACCCGAUGUGAAGGCGUCGUUUGUGGUGACAACGACUCCGGAGACAGAUACAACGGCAUGUGCGACAAGGACGGAUGCGAUUUCGCUUCGUACCGGAUGAACGACCACACCUUCUACGGACCCGGAAGUAGUUUCAAGUUGGAUUCCACCAAGCCUUUCACCGUUGUUUCCCAAUUCCUCACCACUGACGGCACCGACAACGGAGAUUUCAAGGAAUUCCGUCGUUUCUACGUCCAGAAUGGAGUGAGGAUUGAAAACUCCAAGGUGAACUUCCCUGGCAUCACUGCCUACGAUUCAAUCACCGACGAGAUGUGCGCUGCCACCAAGGGACUGUUUGGUGAUUUGGAUGACCACAAGAACAAGGGUGGCAUGAAACAGAUGGGCGAGGCCAUGAGAAAGGGCAUGGUGCUUGUCAUGUCCAUCUGGGAUGAUCACGAUGUCAACAUGCUAUGGUUGGAUAGCAACUACCCACCCACUGCAGAUCCCAGCACGCCCGGAGUCGCCCGUGGCCCGUGCCCGACCACUUCGGGUGUCCCGUCCGAAGUCGAAGUAACGCAAGCCAACGCUGUGAUUAGUUUCAGCAACAUCAAAUUCGGACCCAUCGGUUCUACUGUCUAAACUUGAAAAAAAGUUAGAGAGUUAGAGUUAAAGGAGAAAAAAAAUUUUUGAAAUUAGCUUUCUUUCUAUGCAUAUGAAAAAGAAAAUUCCAAAUAAAAUGAGCAUUCAAGAUUUUA
This is a messenger RNA of Daphnia pulex (common water flea), 2026 nucleotides long. Its product is annotated as 1,4-beta-D-glucan cellobiohydrolase B-like. NCBI's taxonomy places the organism in Eukaryota, Metazoa, Arthropoda, Branchiopoda, Diplostraca, Daphniidae. The transcript has 6 exons. Gene Ontology annotation, molecular function: hydrolase activity, hydrolyzing O-glycosyl compounds. The record is from RefSeq and is a predicted model, not a curated record. Gene Ontology annotation, biological process: carbohydrate metabolic process. Bases 516 to 1910 code for a protein of 464 amino acids.